This is a messenger RNA of Scedosporium apiospermum, 708 nucleotides long. RefSeq lists its product as uncharacterized. The record is from RefSeq and is a predicted model, not a curated record. The transcript is spliced from 6 exons. Bases 1 to 708 code for a protein of 235 amino acids. NCBI's taxonomy places the organism in Eukaryota, Fungi, Ascomycota, Sordariomycetes, Microascales, Microascaceae.
AUGAAGCUCCUGGCGACCCUUCUCGCACUUGGAGGGCCUGCUUCGGCCCACUACAUCUUUCAGCAACUCUCCAUCGGUGGCACCCAAUACCCGCCCUGGACGUAUAUCAGGCGCAACUCGAACCCGGACUGGUUGCAGAACGGGCCCGUGACGGACCUCUCGUCGAACGACCUGCGCUGCAACGUCGGUGGUGGCGUGAGCAACGGCACCGAGACCGUCACGGUGAAGGCGGGGAGCGAGUUUACGUUCACGCUAGACACGGCCGUGUACCACGUAGGCCCUACUUCGAUGUAUGUCGUUUUGGAGACGAGAGGAGGAGGACCGCUCGUGGAGACUAACGAGAAGAAGAUACAUGUCCAAGGCUCCCGGGGCUGCUGCGGAUUACGAUGGCAGCGGGCCCUGGUUCAAGACCCACGACUGGGGUCCGACAGGAACAAACUGGGUAUUGAGUAUAUCCCGGCGUGCAUCUCCGACGGCGAAUACCUCCUCCGAAUCCAGCAACUCGGUAUCCACAACCCCGGGGCCCCGCCGCAGUUCUACAUUAGCUGCGCGCAGGUCAAGGUCGAGGGAGGGGGUAGUACGGAGCCCUCUCCAACUGUAUCCAUCCCAGGGGCCUUCAAGGCUAACGACCCUGGAUAUACGGCCAAUAUUUAUAACGGUGGUGCGAACAACUAUGUCGUUCCCGGUCCCGCAGUGUUCUCAUGCUAA